Molecule: messenger RNA, 2105 nt
Organism: Apis dorsata (giant honeybee)
Lineage: Eukaryota; Metazoa; Arthropoda; Insecta; Hymenoptera; Apidae
Gene: Ndc80
Product: kinetochore protein ndc80
Exons: 2
Coding region: 145-2103 (652 amino acids)
Biological process (GO): attachment of mitotic spindle microtubules to kinetochore
Cellular component (GO): Ndc80 complex
Source: RefSeq, a predicted model, not a curated record
UAUCUUACUUAUUUAUGACUAACGUCGAAAUUCAAAAUGUUUGAUUUUAAAGUAAAUACUUUGAAUAUUAAAACUUUCAAUAUUUUAAUAUAAUUCUCAUUUUAAUAAUUUUUUAAUAAAAAAGUAUAAUUUGUUUCGAUCAAAAUGUCGAGUUACUCUAUAGGACGUAGAUCAUCUACGAAUCCUGUAAGAAUAUCUCUACUUGAUAGAGAAGAUAAAAGCUUAACAAGAACAGAAUCUAGAAGAACACAAACAUUAAAACCAAAAAAUUCUAUUUCUUCAGUUGAAAAUUCUCAUAUUCCAAGACCUCGAAUUCGGGCUUCUUCUUGUGAUAGAAUAAAUAUCAAAGGAUCAUUAUUAAAACCAACAGGUAAAACUUCAUUUUGUCAUGUACCAACAACUCCAAAUACACCAAAUAUUGGCAAAUUUUCCAAUCAUCAUACAAUUGGAAGUUCAAAUAAAAUUCAUGCAGGACUUCCUACAGGCCGUAGAUCUUUAUCAGCUGAUCGUGCUAGCAAUAUUGGUGCAAAAGGUUCUAGGAAGGACACAAGACCUUUAACAGACAAGACAUAUCAGACUUAUAUGCUUAAUAAAAUUGAUAAUUUUCUUUCUAUAAAUCAUUGUUCUUCGAUGGUUAAUACUAAUAACAGUUUUAAACCAGUUACUUUGAAAAUGUUUGUUGAAGUUUCUGCAUAUUUAUUAAAAAUAUUAGAUAUUAAACAAAUUCUAACAAUUUCUAAUUAUGUGGAAGAAUUACCAAAAAUUGCAAAAAAACUGCAUUAUCCAGGAAUAAUUAACAAAUCUUGGUUAAAAACUGCUAAUGCUAUGCAUUCCUGGCCAAAUGUUUUGGGUUGGAUAUGCUGGUUAGUAGAAAUUUGUGAAAUAAAAAAGAUAGCUCUUGAGAAAUAUAAUUUAAAUAAUUUAUCAUUUAUGGGAAAUGAACAGGAAGCUAAAAUUAAUAAAAAUGCUUUUUUUUCAAUGUUGAAUUUUUAUAAUGCCUGGAAUGAUGAGAAACUUGAUGAGGAAGCAUCAAUGGUAGAAAAAUAUUUACAAGAAAUUGAAGAACAACAAGGUAUAAGUGAAGAAAAUUUGAAUAAUGCACGUUCUGAAUUAGAAAAAGAAAUGCUUAAACAGCAGGAAGCUGAAGAAAAUUUAAAUAAAAUAAACGAAGAAGUUAAACAUCUACAGGAAGUAUUCUUAUCUUUGCAAAAUGAUGAAACAAAGCAAUUGAGUGAUAUCAGUGCAAAAGAAGAAUAUAUAAAAACAAUUAAUUUUGAAACAGAUCAAUUAAAUGCUGAAUGUAAUAUAUUGAGUGAACAAAUUUGUUUACAAAAAAAACAGUAUGAUGAAUUACUUUCUACAAUUAAACAACAACCAAUGUCCAAAAUAGAAAGGGAUAAAAUUUUAGAAAAAUGUACGGAAAUUCAAAAUUAUAUACAUCAGUUUGAUGAACACUUAAAAGAAAUACAAAAAGAAUUAUAUACAAUGGAUAUUAAAUUGGCAUUUAAUAAUAAUGAAAUAACUAAAUCAGUACUAACAUAUAAUAAUGAAAUAUUUAUGCAUUUUAGUGGUAAUAUAGAUAUAAAUUUAGAAGAAUUAAAGAUGCCAGAAAAAGGUAUAUUAAAACCUGAAAUUAUGGAAAUAUUAAAAGUUAAAGCUAAUUUAAUGAAUGAUUUGAAAGAAUUAUUGAAAUCAGAAAUUAUUGAAAAAGAACGUUCAUCAGAAACAAAUUUUAAUGAAUUAGAAAAUUUACAGGAGAAAAUGAAAACUUUAGAAGAUGAAAAUAGUGACAUUAUUAAUAAAAUUAAAGAAAAAAAAAAUCUUAUAAAUAAAAUUAAAACUGAUGCAAAACACGAAGAAACAAAAUUAAGAGAACAAAUAAAGAAAUUGCAAAAUGAAAUUAAGGAAAUUCAAGAUUCAAUGCCAAAUACACAAGAACUUGCUGCAGAAUUAGAAGAAACAGAAGAUAAAUUAGAUGCAGUUCAGAGAAGAAAAGCAUAUAUAGAGGAAUCUGCUAAGCUAUUUUUUGAUAAGUUUUAUGAGACAUUAGGAGAGCACAGAAAUGAAGUUUCUAAUAUAUUAAUAAAACUUAAUAAUAAGUAAAA